CUUGAGGAAGCCGACAUUUUUAGUCAGGAAAAAAGAGAUAUAUAUCAAAAGAAGUUGCGGCGUUGUUCUUCGCAUCAGGACAUAGCGUCCCACAACAGCAAUUAAACAGCUCCCCCAAGUGGUGUAAAGAUAUAUUGCAACUUUAAUUCAGUUGACGAUGAAAAAAACAAGUACGAUGAAAUGGCAACUGCCACUCUUCCAAUCCGCUCACGUUGGAGCUUUCAAUUGGGCGAGUUUGACGGGGAAAGGGUAUGUAUGUUGCUUUGUUCUGCUCCCGUACUUCUAAUCCUGCGAGCAUGACGUUCAAUAUUCCCAUUGAUGUCACCUGAAAGGUUUUCAUGCGCACAUUAGAAAUGCACGCACGGCCUCAACAGUGUGUUCAUGAAAUGUUCUUCGACAUUCUAUUUUGAAAAGACACAAAGAAACACAAAUUAAUUGCAUGAAAGCUGAUGUUUAACUUGUACAGUCCAAUGAAACAAUGUGGCUAAUGUGAGCUGAAGCAGCGAGCAUUUCAUUGUUGCUCAACCCAACUGAAAAGUCACUUUUGAUGAGGUCUUUCAGCAUGACUUUUAAAAUAUAAAAUUAAAAUAAUAUGUAAAAUCGCGACGAGAUUGACGUUAGCAUGCGGCUAAGCUAACGCCACUAAAGUUCUUAUGUCCAAUAAAUCAAUAUUUCUGAAGUAAAAAUGCGUGAAACUUUGGUCAGUCACAGUACAUAAUCUGCUAAACAUAAAUACGGAUUCAGAUGAAGAAACCAUUGAGAAUCUUUUUUUAUCAAUUGAAAUUUGUUGCUUAACACUUGUAAUGACUGCAAUCCACCGAAGUUACUGUACAAUAAAUGAAUAUUUCUGCAGUUAAAAUCUAUGAGACCUUGCUGAUUCAUAGUACUUAACCUACUGAACAUGAAUAUGAAGUCUGAUCUCUGUCAAGCCUUUAUGACUUCAAUCAUUGUGGUGCUCUUGUAAUGUACAGUCAGUUCAUUUUCAGUAGUAAUACCAGAGGACUUCUGGAUUCAGUGACCACAAGUCCUGCGUGUGGUUUCCCUGGAUAUGAUGAUGAAAUACUAGUUGACUGACCCUAGAGGCACCUCGCAGCUUGCCGAUGAUGUGUCCCAUUGACUUUGUUGCUCUGGAAGUCUUAAAAAGACUGAUGAAUUUGUUACAUUGUCACAUUUGGAUGAUGAUGGUAAAAGGAUGAUGAUGAUCUCAAGUUCCAUUAUCCUCGAACCAUCUAUUGACAACAUUGAUCGUCAUCACAAAAAGUGAAAUGCCUGGAAACUAAGCGUGGUUAAAAGAACAAGAGUACUCAAUCAGUACGAAAGCAAGAUGAAGUACCUGUCUUUCCUUGAAAUAAUUUCAACUGUUAACUUCAAUUAAGAAUCUUUCAAGAAGAUUUCUUUUUUCCUCUUGAAUCUUGACACUGUGUUUAGUUCCUUGUCAAGAAUUAACUGAACAUCAGUUUUUUUGUUUUUUUGUGGAACCAUUGACUUCCUAGGUCACUGUACAGUGCUUCAGGAGUCUGGAAUGACUGGCCCAGAGAUGACGGUGGAACCCAUAGAUAGAUAGAUAGAUAGAUAGAUACUUUAUUGAUCUCUGAAGAGAAAUUCCCAUUUCCAGCAGCAUGACAGGUGGAAACAUAAGAGCAAGUUAAAAAAAAAAAAAAAAAAAAAUGCUACAAUGAGAUAGGAAAUUAAAAUUAAAAUAAAAUUAAAAUAAAUAACAACAGUUCAGCAUGUGAAUGUGUGUGUGUCACGAACUAAAGUGCACGUGUGUCUUUGGUGUGAGUGUGUAGUGAGUCUAGAGUGUAUUUGUCCAUUUUAUCAUCCUUCCCGAGAGAUGUUGAAGAGCCGAAUGGCGUGAGUGAGGAACGACCUCCUCAGUCUGUCUCUGGAGCAGGACAAUGACAGCAGUCUGUCGCUGAAACUACUCCUCUGUCUGGAGAUGGUGUUGUGCAGAGGAUGACUGGGAUUGUCAAUGAUGGACAGAAACCUGUUCAAUGCCCGUCUCUCUGCCACUGAUGUUAGGCUGUCCAGCUCUGUGCCAACAACAGAGCCUGCCUUCCUCACCAGUUUGUCCAGGCGUGCAGCAUCCUUCUUCUUCAAGCUGCUCCCCCAGCACACUACUGCAUACAUGAGGGCGCUCGCUACCACAGACUGGUAGAAGAUCUGUAGCAGCUUCUUGCAGAUGUUGAAGGACGCCAGCCUUCUGAGAAAGUACAUGCGGCUCUGUCCCUUUCUGCACAGAGCAUCAGUGUUGGCAGUCCAGUCCAGUUUGUCAUCCAACUGCACUCCCAGGUAUUUGUAAGUGUGGACCACCUCCAUGAACCUCCCAUGAACAGUUCCUGAAUGCGCUACGCUGUAAGAGAAAUGGGAGGGAACCAUGGGAAAAAAGUGUGAACCAUUGGCUUGUAAUAAGUUUAAAACUCAUGUUCCUGGUCUGCACAGGUCCUUAGAAGAUGGUGGAGAAACUGCACAAGAAGCUGCCUAUGGCAUGUUCACGCAGGCUUUUGUGGACACCAACAACGCCAACUUCAACUGAGAGCUGGAGCCUGGACUUCAGUGACUCACAGAAGGCAGCACACAUAACCAGUGUUUUAUUUGACUUGAGCCCUGAUCCAAGGAGCCUGGAGACUGUUUCUUAGGUCUGGACAUGCACUUCACCCGAGCUGCCACUUCAUGGUUUCUGAGUGACAUUUGAAAGAGUUGAUGGUCAACCAGGUAAGUUCACACCGCGAGCGACACGACUGAUUUGCAUACAAGGUCAAAGGAGUUGGGCGAUUGACGGCGAUCAGCGGCGACCAACAUGGCAGCGACACGACUGGAGUGUGCGACGCUACGCGAUUUGAGCUACAUAUGUUCUGGCUACUCGAGACGACACAACUGGGCUACUGCGACAGUCGCAGUUCCAUUUUUUGAACUACUGCGACCAGUCGCGGUGCGUUGACCAAUCAGAGACCAUAUCCCGAGUGACGUAACGCAUGAGGGGAAAAUUGGAAAAGAAAAGGACAAGAUGGACGACACGCUGAUUUCUGCGGUGGCUGCAUGCCCGGUCCUUUACGACCCGCAAUGCCCCUUUUACCAAGACAGAAACAGAAAGGAGCUUGCCUGGAGGGAAGUCAGCAAAACCAUUGACGUCCCUGUGGAGAUCUGCAAAAAAUGGAAGGGACUCAGGGAUAUUUACAUGAGAGAGAAGAUGAAGGCCAUGGAGAAAAAGAGUGGGUCAGUGGCAUGUAGCCAGGUAAAGUGGAGGAGGUUCGCCGUCCUCUCCUUCCUGGACCCCUUCAUCACCCCGAGGGAGACGUCGGGGAACAUGACUGCAGCAGCACCACCACCACCAGCAGCAGAUCACGUUGGAGCUCAUUUUACUCAUUUUACUGAAACAUGCCAUCAUGUUGAUGAUGAGGAAGAGGAGGAAUUUGAAGAAACCCUUGAUGAAGGUACAGAACCUCCUGCUUCCUCAUCUGGUGCUGCUGCUUCGUCAGCUCCUCCACCUUCACCUGCCGCUGGCCCAUCCACAUCCUCUGCUGGACCCCGAAAACAAAAAAGGAAGCGGUCAUCCACAUCAUCUGUGGAAGAGGAGGCUCCACCUCCCUCAGCAGAGGAGUGAUUUUUUAUGAGCCUGGUUCCUAUCAUCCAGAGAUUGUCGUUAGACAAAAAAGAAGCUCUUCUUCUGGACAUUCACCAUUUAGUUUAUGAACGCACUCGGGAAACAAGCAGCUAAUUAGGUUAUUUCUUUUAUUGAUUUAUUUAUUUAUGUAUUUUUCAUUUCCAAUUUCUGGAUCAUAGGAACCAGGCUCCCUGUCCUUCCUCUUCUCUCUCAAGUCCCUCAUUCCUCCAGGCAAGCUCCUUUCAUAAAGAGUCUAUUUAAGUUGUGUAUGUACAGCAAUGUGUCUUUUUGUUCAUAAAUGUUUUGAGUGGGAACCUUGGUCUUGUUGUCGAAAUGCUUAGUUUCAAGUUACGAAACUGAA
This is a messenger RNA of Synchiropus splendidus (mandarinfish), 3965 nucleotides long. Its product is annotated as protein pirA-like. The transcript has 7 exons. Gene Ontology annotation, cellular component: nucleus; transcription regulator complex. Gene Ontology annotation, biological process: regulation of transcription by RNA polymerase II. The record is from RefSeq and is a predicted model, not a curated record. Bases 3008 to 3604 code for a protein of 198 amino acids. Lineage: Eukaryota; Metazoa; Chordata; Actinopteri; Syngnathiformes; Callionymidae.